CAGCAGCCGUGCACCUGCCAGGACUGCGCCGGGUCCUGCCCGCCCCUGGCGGCGCCGCCGGGCCCCGCGGAUCCGUUCCUCUUGGGUUCGGCCGACGGCGCCUUGGUGAUCUGCGCUCUGCUCUUCGCUUUCUUCGCGCUCGUCUUCCUCACCGCCAUCACCUGCGCCAGGCACGGCGGCAACCGCAGCGUCCCCAUCACCGCCAGCACCGGCACCAAGCGCAGCUGCGCCUCGCGCCUGUCCUCCGGCAGCCACCGCCUCGGGGCCCGGCUCUUCCGCCGCUGGGGCACCGCGGUGGCCUCGCACCCCGUCCCGGUGCUGGUGGCGGCGGCGGUGGUGACGGCGGGGCUGGCGGCCGGGCUGCACCGGCUGGAGCUCACCACCGACCCCGUGGAGCUGUGGUCGGCGCCGGGCAGCCAAGCCCGCACCGAGAAGGCGUUCCACGACCGGCACUUCGGGCCCUUCAUGCGCACGUGCCAGGUGAUCGUGACGGCGCGGGGCGGCGAGGCCAGCCCGUACCGCUCGGUGCUGCUGGGCACCAAGAACUUCAGCGCGGUGCUGAGCGCCCCGGUGCUGCGGGCGCUGCUGGAGCUGCAGGAGGAGUUGGCCAACGUCAGCGCCUGGGUGGAGGAGGAGGAGCGGGCCGUGACGCUGCGGGACGUGUGCUACGCGCCCCUCAACCCCGGCAACGCCACCGCCGCCGACUGCUGCGUCAACAGCGUCACCCAGUACUUCCAGAACAACCGCACGCGCCUGGAGAUGACGGCGACGCAGAGCGGGGACGGGGAGAGCGGCACCGCCGACUGGAGGGACCACCUGAUGUACUGCGUCAAGUGCGUGGGGGGCGGGGGGGAUGCUCGUUGGGUGUGGGGUGGGAGCUAUGAGGAGAUGGGUGGGUGGGUUGGGGUGAUGGCCAUUGGGUCUUGGGUGUGGGGUUGGAGAUGUGGGGUGAGGGGUGGUUGGGUUAGGGUGGUGCCCAUUGAGUGGGAUCUAUUGGUGGUGCUGGGCGCGGUGGUGGCGGCCAUGGGGUUCCUGGCGCUGCUGGGGCUGCCCUCGUCGCUCAUCAUCCUCGAGGUGGUUCCCUUCCUGGUGCUGGCCGUGGGCGCCGACAACAUCUUCAUCUUCGUGCAGGAGUUCCAGCAGUCGGAGCGGGAGGAGGGCGAGACGCGGGAGCAGCACAUCGGGCGGGUGCUGGCGCAGGUGGCACCCAGCAUGAUGCUGUGCAGCGUCUCCGAGGUCAUCUGCUUCUGCCUGGGUGAGCGGCGGGCGCCCCUGUGGGUGCCCCAGUGGGUGCUCAAUGGGUGCCCCAAAUGGAGGCAAUGGUGGGUGCCCCGAGGGAUUGUCCAGUGGGUGCCCUAUGGGUGCUCGUGUUGGGUGUCACGAUGUGUGCCCCGAUGGGUGCUCAAUGGAUGUCACAGUGGGUGUCUCAAAGGGUGCCCCCAAUGGAUGCAAGCCGGCCGCUACGACUGCUGCUGCUGCUGCGGGACGGGGCAGCGGGGCCACGCGGGACCGGGGCUGCGGCUGCUGCGCCCCUUCCUGCGCCGCUUCUACACCCCCGUCCUCCUGCACCGCUGCAUCCGGCCCCUCGUGGUGCUGCUGUUCCUCUUCUUCUCCUUCGCGGGGCUGUACCUGAUGCUGCAGGUGGAGGUGGGGCUGGACCAGGAGCUCGCGAUGCCCACGGACUCGUACAUGCUGCCGUUCUUCUCGGACAUGGUGCGCUUCCUGCAGGUGGGCGUCCCCACCUACUUCGUCACCACCGGGGGCUACAACUUCUCCAGCCCCGAGGGCACCAACGGGAUCUGCUCCAGCGCCGGCUGCGACAACGACUCGCUGACGCAGACCAUCCAGCGCGCCACGCAGUUCCCCAACGUGUCCUACCUGGCCAUCCCCGCCACCUCCUGGGUGGACGAUUUCCUGGAUUGGCUCAACCCCACCGGGCGCUGCUGCCGCAUCCACCGCUAUGGGGAGCUCAGCGGGCAGUUCUGCCCCUCCACCAGCAGUUACCUACGGGGUUCCCUAUGGGAUGCCCUGUGGGGUUCCCAGUGUGGUCCCUAUGGGGCUCCCCGUGGGGUUCGCAGUGGGGUGGCAGCGCGGUGUCCCCGCAGGGUGACGUACGUGUACUACGAGCAGUACCUGACGGUGGUGGCCGAGGGGCUGCUGACCGUGGCCAUGUGCCUGGCGCCCACCUUCCUCGUGUCCUUUGUGCUGCUGGGCAUGGACCUGCGCUCCAGCGCCGCCACCGUCAUCACCAUCGCCAUGAUCCUGCUGGACACCGUGGGGCUCAUGACGCUGUGGGGCAUCCCCUACAACGCCGUGGCCCUCAUC
Molecule: messenger RNA, 2325 nt
Organism: Numida meleagris (helmeted guineafowl)
Lineage: Eukaryota; Metazoa; Chordata; Aves; Galliformes; Numididae
Product: Niemann-Pick C1-like protein 1
Exons: 8
Source: RefSeq, a predicted model, not a curated record